CCUUAAAGCCUCCUGCUCCCAAAGAGCAUUUCCCAGACUCCAGCCAGCUUCCCCUCGGCUCCUUGGGAUCUCACUGGUACCCCACGGCAGAGAUAACCAGGCAUGUCGGACUCCGAAGAGGUUGCUGAAGAAUAUGAGCAGGAGCAGGAAGAGGAGUAUGUGGAAGAAGAAGAGGAAGAAUGGAUAGAGGAAGAAGACGGUCAGGAAGAACAGGUAGAGGAGGUGGAGGAGGAGACAGAAGAAACCAAGGUAGAAGAACAAGAAGAUGAAACGAAAGCACCAGGAGAAGGUGGAGAGGGGGACCGAGAGCAGGAGCCUGGGGAAGGUGAAACGAAGCCAAAGCCCAAGGUCUUCAUGCCAAACCUGGUGCCUCCCAAAAUCCCAGAUGGUGAGAGACUGGAUUUUGAUGACAUCCACCGCAAGCGCAUGGAAAAGGACCUGAAUGAACUGCAGGCCCUUAUCGAAGCCCACUUCGAGAGCAGGAAGAAGGAGGAAGAGGAGCUCAUGUCUCUCAAGGACAGGAUUGAACAGCGGCGAGCGGAGAGGGCAGAGCAGCAGCGGAUUCGCAGCGAGAGGGAGAAGGAGCGCCAAGCCCGCAUGGCUGAGGAAAGAGCUCGCAAAGAGGAAGAGGAGGCCAGGAAGAAGGCUGAGGAGGAGGCACGGAAGAAGAAAGCUUUCUCCAACAUGCUGCAUUUUGGAGGCUACAUGCAGAAGUCAGAGAAAAAAGGUGGAAAGAAGCAAACAGAGCGGGAAAAGAAGAAGAAGAUCCUCAGUGAACGUCGGAAGCCCCUGAACAUCGACCACCUCAGCGAAGACAAGCUGAGGGACAAGGCCAAGGAGCUAUGGCAAACUAUCCGUGAUCUGGAGGCUGAGAAAUUUGACCUGCAGGAAAAGUUCAAGCGGCAGAAAUACGAGAUCAACGUCCUCCGAAACCGUGUCAGUGAUCACCAGAAAGUCAAAGGGUCAAAGGCUGCCCGUGGGAAGACCAUGGUGGGUGGCCGGUGGAAAUAGAUGACUCGGAAAGGAAAAGGAGGCUCAGCCAUGGAGAGAUGUAUUGCCUUUUGGUCAACCAGCUGGCUUCCCCACGUCGUGGAGCCUGCACCACAUGUCCACCCACCCUCCCACUGCACAGAGCCUGCAAAGAUGUUACUGCAGGCACAGCGCUGCUUGGGAGGGCAGAUGCUUUGCAAGGUGCCAUUCUCAUCUCCACACCCCCAGCUGAUGUUGUGUCUGUAAAUAAAGAGAAC
This is a messenger RNA of Athene cunicularia (burrowing owl), 1247 nucleotides long. It is a transcript of the gene TNNT2, whose product is annotated as troponin T2, cardiac type. NCBI's taxonomy places the organism in Eukaryota, Metazoa, Chordata, Aves, Strigiformes, Strigidae. The transcript has 18 exons. The coding region runs from base 103 to 1011 and encodes 302 amino acids. Gene Ontology annotation, cellular component: troponin complex. The record is from RefSeq and is a predicted model, not a curated record. Gene Ontology annotation, biological process: cardiac muscle contraction; sarcomere organization; regulation of muscle contraction. Gene Ontology annotation, molecular function: troponin C binding; tropomyosin binding; troponin I binding.